Dothidotthia symphoricarpi CBS 119687 is the source of this 771-nucleotide messenger RNA. RefSeq names its product HET-domain-containing protein. The record is from RefSeq and is a predicted model, not a curated record. The transcript has 3 exons. The annotation marks the transcript as partial. Lineage: Eukaryota; Fungi; Ascomycota; Dothideomycetes; Pleosporales; Dothidotthiaceae.
CUUCCAUCACAUAGUCGUCGGGCUAGCUAUGCUGCACUGAGCUAUUGCUGGGGUUUGGAAACCGAGGUACGACCAAUAAAGACGAUGAAAAACAAUGUCGCUCGGUUCUCAGAAAGUAUUGUCGCAGCAGAUCUCCCACUAACUAUUCGACAAGCGAUAGAAGUAACUCGGAUAUUGAAUCUAGAAUAUCUCUGGGUCGAUAGCUUGUGUAUAAUCCAGGAUGAUGAUGAUGACUGGCGAAAAGAGUCUCAAAUGAUGGGCAUGAUCUAUCAGAACGCGACAGUCACAAUUGCGGCUACAUCCGCCAGGCAUUGCAACGAGGGCUUGUUUCUGGCGAUACCUAACCGUCUCUGGGAUCACCUGGAUUCCGAUAGCGAGAUUGGCCAGUCUCGAUGGAAUACGCGGGCUUGGGUUGUCCAAGAAAGAAUCUUGUCGCGUCGUAUCUUACAUUUUGGCAGAACGCAGCUGUAUUGGGAAUGUCAAGAGUCGUUGCACGCGGAAUCAAACUCUAUGCCUAUACCAUCAGACACACGAUUCCUUCUUAAUCACAAGCUUGAAAAUAUGGCAGGUAUGGACAUGGGUAUACCAGCGCAAGCUGCAAUGCAACGCUCUUGGGAACGCAUAGUUGGAAUAUACAACGUCUGCGAACUGCAGCGAGAGACGGACAAGCUUCCUGCAGUCGUCGGAUUUGCGCGCGAAAUCGCAAUUAUGAGUGGACAAACCUUUUGUGCUGGUGUGUGGCUCGAGGAUAUCGCACGAGGCUUAUACUGG